AUGGUUCCUCCUCCAGCCGAGAUUCGUAGAAAGUUGGUCAUUGUCGGUGACGGUGCUUGUGGUAAGACCUGUCUUUUGAUUGUUUUCUCCAAGGGCACUUUCCCAGAAGUCUAUGUUCCAACCGUUUUCGAGAAUUACGUUGCUGAUGUCGAGGUUGAUGGCAGAAAAGUCGAAUUGGCCCUUUGGGAUACUGCGGGUCAGGAAGAUUACGACAGAUUGAGACCUUUGUCUUACCCAGACUCCAAUGUUAUUUUGAUUUGUUUCUCUAUCGACUCGCCAGACUCUUUGGACAAUGUUUUGGAGAAGUGGAUUUCCGAGGUGUUGCACUUCUGCCAAGGUGUUCCUAUCAUCUUGGUUGGCUGUAAAGUCGACUUGAGAAACGACCCAGCCACCAUUAAGGCUUUGGCCCAAGAAAACCAGCAACCCGUCUCUUCUUCCGAAGGUGAGGCUGUUGCCCAGAAGAUUGGUACCCAGUACUACUUGGAGUGUUCUGCUAGAACCGGCCAAGGUGUCAGAGAAGUGUUUGAAACUGCCACCAGAGCAUCUUUGGUGACCAAAGAAAAGAAGGAAAAGAAGAAGAAGUGUGUUGUCUUGUAA
Clavispora lusitaniae ATCC 42720 is the source of this 597-nucleotide messenger RNA. RefSeq names its product Rho family GTPase (gene RHO1). The record is from RefSeq and is a predicted model, not a curated record. Gene Ontology annotation, cellular component: cytosol. NCBI's taxonomy places the organism in Eukaryota, Fungi, Ascomycota, Pichiomycetes, Serinales, Metschnikowiaceae. Gene Ontology annotation, biological process: small GTPase-mediated signal transduction. Gene Ontology annotation, molecular function: GTPase activity; GTP binding; protein kinase binding.